GGCGACAAGAAGGCUCGCAACAUGCACCUCGGCAAGGUGAAGGACAUGGGCUUCAACAAGAAGCAGGCGGGGCUCAUCAAUGCGCUGCUUAAGCAGGUCCUCCUGGCCACGCAGAUGGUUCGUGACCUGUGGGCGGUGAAGCGCGACAGUGCUUGGGUGGAGGUGCAGCCAGGCGAGUUGUAUAACAUCCGCCGUCUCUUCCGCGUGAUCAAGUGCUUCGACCCGCCGACGCGCAAGGUGAACAUCAUGAUGCGGGAGGUGCCGAUGGACCAGCCCUCGCUCGAGUCCGACGAGCAGCCUCUGCCUUCGCCCACGCUCGUCCGCAGCUUGCUUCAAAGGGCGCUGGCCGAGGUCGGGGCUCGCUGGGCCCUGGGCGCGGCGCCGCGGGGCGCAAUGGAGGAUAUCGUGCAGAACGCGGUCGACGGUCAG
Molecule: messenger RNA, 429 nt
Organism: Prorocentrum cordatum
Lineage: Eukaryota; Dinophyceae; Prorocentrales; Prorocentraceae
Source: the annotation of a GenBank genome assembly